This is a messenger RNA of Ceratina calcarata, 1951 nucleotides long. It is a transcript of the gene D2hgdh, whose product is annotated as D-2-hydroxyglutaric acid dehydrogenase. Gene Ontology annotation, molecular function: catalytic activity; FAD binding. Gene Ontology annotation, cellular component: mitochondrion. The record is from RefSeq and is a predicted model, not a curated record. Bases 287 to 1813 code for a protein of 508 amino acids. The transcript is spliced from 9 exons. NCBI's taxonomy places the organism in Eukaryota, Metazoa, Arthropoda, Insecta, Hymenoptera, Apidae.
UGUAUACUGCCUAUAACCUUAAUUUAUAUCAACACACGUGGAAUGUUGGAAGUUUAAAAUUGAACUUCUUUCAUGUUAAAUAGUGCUGAGAAGUGUGAAAGUGUAUAAGUGGUAAAUACCUAAUAUAAAAUGAAGAAAAAUAUCCACCGUUACUAAACUUAUCCGACAUAUUUACGAAUGAGCUUCGGAAGUAAUAACUUCGGAAGCGAAUCCAUCCGAAAGUAUCGAAUUCACGCGAUACCAGAAAAGAUUCGUGCGUACGCAGCAAACAGGUCUUAUCAGAAAAAUGAAUUCGCGAGCGUUGUUUCGUCCGCUAUGCUUCGUUUCGAAUUUCCGCUCUUUCUCCGAGAAACCGGCAUUCACGUCGGACAGAUACAAUGUAAAAAGAGGUCCAUAUGCGAAUAUCACCAAUGCCAACGUGACAUUUUUCAAUGAGCUGCUCGGUCGAAAUAGAGUGAUCAAAGAUGCUGCGGAAUGCGAGGGAUACAAUAUAGAUUAUUCGAAGAUCGUCCGAGGAAAAAGCAAUCUUGUGUUGAAACCGAAAACCACUGAGGAAGUGUCUGCUAUAUUGAAAUAUUGCAACGAAAAUCGUUUGGCCGUGUGUCCUCAAAGCGGAAACACAGGUCUUGUAGGCGGCAGCGUGCCGGUUUUCGACGAGAUCGUUGUCUCCAUGAAGCUUAUGAAUAAAAUUAUCGAAACGAAUGAAUUGGCAGGGGUGUUGACCUGCGAAGCGGGCUGCGUGCUCGAGGAUUUGGAUAAUCAUUUAGCGUUAGUGAACUUGAUGAUGCCGAUUGAUCUGGGCGCCAAAGGUAGUUGUCUGAUCGGCGGUUGUGUCUCAACUAAUGCCGGUGGUCUUAGGCUCCUUCGUUAUGGAAAUCUUCAUGGAAACGUACUGGGUCUCGAGGCUGUACGAGCGAACGGGGACGUGGUGGAUUGCCUGAAUAUAUUGAAGAAGAACAACACAGGUUACCAUCUAAAGCACCUUUUCAUCGGGUCCGAGGGAACGCUGGGGAUCGUUACGAAAGUCGCUAUACAAUGUCCGUCUCUUCCUAGAGCUAUCAAUGUCGCGUUCUUAGGCUUAAAUAGUUUCGAUAAAGUCCUUAAGGCACUUCAGUUAGCAAAAAAAGAGUUGGGAGAGAUCUUGUCUUCAUUCGAGAUGAUGGACAAGUUGUCAUUGGAUGUUUCUAUCGAAGCAUUCAAUCUGAGGAGUCCUCUGACGUCGAAAAGUGACGGUCAUGAGUUCUACGUAUUGAUGGAAACCUCCGGUAGCAAUGUCGAUCACGACGAGGAAAAGCUCACUUCUUUCGUGGAGAAGGCGCUCGCUGAUGACAUAAUCGAGGAUGGAACAUUGACUUCGGAUCCUACGAAAGUUAAAAAUAUAUGGGCGUUGAGGGAACACAUCAGUGAAGGGAUAUUAAAGGAGGGAUAUGUUUUUAAAUAUGACGUUUCUAUACCGGUUCCAUCUUUUUACAAAGUAAUCGAGGUUCUCAGAGAACGAGUUCGUGAUCCACGCGUUAUCAGAAUCAGUGGCUAUGGACAUCUAGGGGACGGAAAUAUUCACGUGCAGGUUUCUAUACCGUCGUAUGAACCAGAGAUCGCUUCACAACUGCAACCGUUCAUUUACGAAUAUGUGUCCAGUCUUCACGGCAGCGUGAGCGCCGAGCACGGCAUUGGAUUUACGAAAACGAAAUAUUUACAUAUGAGCAGAACUCCGUCCGAGAUUAAGCUCAUGCAGGAAUUAAAAAAGGUGAUGGACCCAAAUGGCAUACUCAAUCCAUACAAAGUUUUGUAUCCGCUGAACACCUGUGCAUAACGAUGGACGGAUGUCAGAAAAGUGUAUAAUCGAACCAUUCCAACAGUUACGUUAAAUGCAACGAUAUGGUAUUAAAUGUAAAAUAUGUACAGUAAACAUUAAAUGAAAAAAAAAUCAAUAGGACUUAUAACAGAUUAA